Messenger RNA from Anopheles maculipalpis, 595 nucleotides. Its product is annotated as putative oligosaccharyltransferase complex subunit CG9662. Lineage: Eukaryota; Metazoa; Arthropoda; Insecta; Diptera; Culicidae. The record is from RefSeq and is a predicted model, not a curated record. The coding region runs from base 28 to 477 and encodes 149 amino acids. The transcript has 2 exons. Gene Ontology annotation, cellular component: oligosaccharyltransferase complex.
AACCCGAAAACUAAUUCGCUAGGAAUAAUGGAAGCUCUGUACAGUUUACCAUUCUUUCUGUUCGAAGUGCCGAACUUGAAACUAAAGCGGCCCUCCUGGUUCCAGCAACCCUCAGCAAUGACGGUUUUCUCAUUCGUACUGCUCUCUUACUUCCUGGUCACCGGAGGUAUAAUUUACGAUGUGAUCGUUGAGCCACCGAGCGUAGGAUCGACCACAGACGAGCACGGCCAUUCACGGCCUGUAGCGUUCAUGCCGUACCGUGUGAACGGUCAGUACAUUAUGGAAGGACUGGCCAGCAGCUUCCUGUUCACGAUCGGUGGCCUUGGAUUUAUCAUUAUGGAUCAAACGCACACACCCGGCAAACCGAAGCUGAACAAAAUUCUGCUGAUCGCCAUGGGCUUCAUCUUUAUCGUCGUGUCGUUCAUUACGACGUGGAUUUUCAUGCGAAUGAAGCUGCCGGGAUACCUGCAGCCUUAGAGCCACGCUUCUACACCAUUUUACGGCUUCGAGUAAUAGGCGUUUAAGCGUACCUCUAUUCAAAACGAUACAAAUACAAUUUUAUUAUGAAAUUGUGCGUUUACAUAUACUUAAAUUA